CGUGGAUGGCGAGGACUGACGGAGAGCGUUCAGCUCACCGUUUCUCCAAAUGCUCAGGUGCUUUUGGUGCAAAUCGGUGCUGUUUUGGGAAAGCUCCCAUCCCCACCGGCCAAUUUGGGAAGGGGCCAUUGCAGUUGGAUGUAGCCUUGCAAGCCUAGCGGUGCCAUGUCGCCAGGUCAGCUCGGGGACCGCGGGGACAGCUGUGCCAGCCAGCCUUAUAAAAAGAGAUGUUGGUGACAAGGAGCUGACAGUGCCCCGAGUGACAACCUCAGCCCAUGCGAGUCGCCCCAGCAACGCUCCCAGGGCCGCGGCGUCCUUUUCCACGUGCCUGUAACUGAAUUCCUGCCCAGAUAAAUAUUUCACGAGCAGCUGUGGGUUGGGUUCCCAGCCUGGCGCAGGCACCUCUCCUGCCCCAGCCUGACCAUGGGAAGGGGGUAAAGCCAAGCUAGUGCCCUCUGCCUCCAGGGAAACCCUGAGCCAGGCUGGGAGCAGGUUGGAAGAGGGAAUAAAAUGGAAAACAGGACUCUCCUUCCUGCGUUUCCACAUGCCUGAGGGGGAAGCUGUCCCACAGCUGAGGUUCUCCUCGAUCUGAGCACCCAAGGGUCACUCUGCUACCCUUUGGCAAGUGCUGGCAGCGGGUGCUGGAGGCUGUGGGGUGCCCAGCACGCACAUGGGGACCCUCCAAGGUGGGCACUGGGUGACAGCCAGGGCUGCCAGGGACAAGAGCCAGCUCCUCAGUGCAUGGGGUGCUCCACAGGCAUGAUGACCUCAAGGAGAUGCUGGAUAGCAACAAGGACUCGCUCAAACUGGAGGCCAUGAAGAGGAUUGUGGCGAUGAUCGCCCGUGGGAAGAAUGCCUCCGAUCUCUUCCCAGCCGUCGUCAAAAAUGUGGCCUGCAAGAAUAUCGAGGUGAAGAAGCUGGUGUAUGUGUACCUGGUGCGCUACGCUGAGGAGCAGCAGGACCUGGCCCUGCUCUCCAUCUCCACCUUCCAGCGAGGACUCAAGGAUCCCAACCAGCUGAUCCGUGCCAGUGCCCUGCGGGUCCUCUCCAGCAUCCGCGUGCCCAUCAUCGUGCCCAUAAUGAUGCUGGCCAUCAAGGAGGCGGCAUCGGACAUGUCCCCAUAUGUGCGCAAGACGGCCGCCCACGCCAUCCCCAAACUGUACAGCCUGGACUCAGACCAGAAGGACCAGCUCAUCGAAGUGAUCGAGAAGCUGCUGGCAGACAAGACCACGCUGGUGGCUGGCAGUGUGGUGAUGGCAUUCGAGGAGGUCUGUCCUGAGCGCAUCGACCUCAUCCACAAGAACUACCGCAAGCUCUGCAACCUGCUCAUCGAUGUGGAGGAGUGGGGCCAAGUGGUGAUCAUCAACAUGCUGACACGCUACGCACGCACCCAGUUCCUCAGCCCCAACCAGAACGAGUCCCUGCUGGAAGAGAGCGCAGAGAAGGCCUUCUACGGCUCCGAUGAGGAGGACGCCAAGGAUGCCAAGGCAGAGGCCGCCUCACUGGCGAAGCGCAAGCCCUACGUCAUGGACCCUGACCACCGCCUGCUGCUGCGCAACACCAAACCACUGCUGCAGAGCCGCAACGCCGCAGUGGUGAUGGCCGUGGCUCAGCUCUACUUCCACUUGGCGCCUAAGGCUGAGGUUGGCGUCAUUGCCAAGGCGCUGGUGCGCCUCCUGCGGAGCCACAGCGAGGUGCAGUAUGUUGUGCUGCAGAACGUGGCCACCAUGUCCAUCAAACGGAGGGGGAUGUUCGAGCCCUACCUGAAGAGCUUCUACAUCCGCUCCACAGAUCCCACACAGAUCAAGAUCCUCAAGCUGGAGGUCCUCACCAACCUGGCCAAUGAGACCAACAUCUCCACCAUCCUGCGGGAGUUUCAGACCUACAUCCGCAGCAUGGACAAAGACUUUGUGGCAGCCACCAUCCAAGCCAUCGGGCGCUGUGCCACCAACAUUGGGAAGGUGCGGGACACCUGCCUCAAUGGCCUGGUCCAACUCCUCUCCAACCGGGAUGAGCUGGUCGUGGCCGAAUCUGUGGUGGUCAUCAAAAAGCUGCUGCAGAUGCAGCCAGCCCAGCACAGUGAGAUCAUCAAGCACAUGGCCAAGCUCACUGACAACAUCCAGGUGCCCAUGGCACGGGCCAGCAUCCUGUGGCUCAUUGGCGAGUACUGCGAGCACGUGCCCAAGAUCGCACCCGACGUGCUGCGCAAGAUGGCCAAGUCCUUCACCAACGAGGAGGACAUUGUCAAGCUGCAGGUCAUCAACCUGGCAGCUAAGCUCUACCUGACCAACUCUAAGCAGAGCAAGCUGCUGACCCAGUAUGUACUCAACUUGGCCAAGUAUGACCAGAACUACGACAUCCGGGACCGGGCCCGCUUCAUUCGCCAGCUCAUUGUGCCCACCGAGAAGAGUGGAGCCCUCAACAAAUAUGCCAAGAAGCUCUUCCUGGCCCAGAAACCUGCUCCCAUCCUGGAAUCCUCCUUCAAAGAUCGGGACCAUUUCCAGUUGGGCUCCCUGUCCCACCUGCUCAACGCCAAGGCAGUUGGCUACCAAGAGCUGCCUGGCUGGCCAGAUGAGGCCCCUGACCCCUCCGUGAGGAACGUGGAGGUUCCCGAAUGGACCAAGUGCACCAGCCGCGAGAAGAGGAAGGAAAAGGUGGAGAAACCUUUUUACUCUGAUUCAGAGGGCGAGUCAGGGCCCACGGAGUCAGCGGACAGCGAGCCGGAGUCCGUCAGCGAGGAGAGUGAGAGCAGCAGCAGUGAGGGCACCUCCAGCUCUGGCAGUGAGGAGGAAGAGGAGGGCAGCGGGGACCAAUCGGAGGACAAGGAGGAAGAGGAGAAGAGGAAGAAGAAGAAGGAGAAGGAAGCCCCUCGGAAAGCAUCUCUGGAGAGCGCUGGCAGCCCCAGUGAGGAGGAGGAGGAGGAAGGGGUGAAGAAGGGCAAGAAGAAGAAGCAGCAACAGGUGAGGAAGGGCCGCGGCGAGACCUCGUCCGAGGAGGCCAGCGCCUCCGAGAGCAGCUCAUCGGACUCAGAGUCAGGCUCUGAGGUGCAGGAGUCGCCGGCGGAGGUGGAGGCCAAGCAGAGGAAGGCGCCUGCCAGCACCAAACCCAGUCCCAGGGCCAAUGCUGUGGGCCCCAAGGAAAUCUCCCUGCUCGACCUGGAUGACUUCACCCCUCCUCCUCCCCAGCCCGUCCCCACCAGCAGCAUCGUCUCCACCAGCCUGGUGACUGACCUGGAAGGCCUCACGCUCACUGACACCUCCCUGGCACCUGCCCUGCUGAGCCCGGCAUUUGGCUCGGUGUCGGGUCACACCCCGUGGCACAGCAUGCCACAGGGCACCCCAUGGGUGCUGCAGCUGAGCUGGAGGAGGUUGUCUCCCAGGCUGGGCUGGGUGCUGCCCACCGGCAAAGCGCCCGCUGGGUGCUGGGGACGCGGUGCCAGCCCUGUGCUUUCAGAGAGCCUGGCGCCCGGGGACACUGCCAGCGUGGUCAUGGGCAUCGACUUCUGCGACUCCACCCAGGCGGCCAACUUCCAGCUCUGCACCCACACGCGCCACUUCUACGUCUCCAUCCAGCCGCCCGUGGGGGAGCUCAUGGCUCCCGUCUUCAUGAGCGAGAACGAGUUCAAGAAGGAGCAGGAGCACCUCUCGCGGCUGGGCGAGGGGAAGCUGACGGGCAUGAGCGAGAUCACGGAGAAGCUGACGCUGCCGGAGAAAUGCCGGAGCGACCACGCCAUCGUCCAGCAAGUGACCUCGGCUGCCAACGUGGGCCGCGUGCCCUGCGGAGCAGACAACGAGUACAGGUAGCCGGAUCCCCCAUUGCAGUG
Struthio camelus australis is the source of this 3823-nucleotide messenger RNA. NCBI's taxonomy places the organism in Eukaryota, Metazoa, Chordata, Aves, Struthioniformes, Struthionidae. The record is from RefSeq and is a predicted model, not a curated record.